This is a messenger RNA of Gossypium raimondii (Peruvian cotton), 1923 nucleotides long. Its product is annotated as transcription termination factor MTEF18, mitochondrial. NCBI's taxonomy places the organism in Eukaryota, Viridiplantae, Streptophyta, Magnoliopsida, Malvales, Malvaceae. The transcript has a single exon. Gene Ontology annotation, molecular function: double-stranded DNA binding. The coding region runs from base 123 to 1862 and encodes 579 amino acids. The record is from RefSeq and is a predicted model, not a curated record. Gene Ontology annotation, biological process: chloroplast organization; regulation of DNA-templated transcription. Gene Ontology annotation, cellular component: chloroplast.
UACCUAAACUUAGGCCAUCUCUUUUUUUGUUUUCUUCUUCAAGCUUUAAAAGUUCCUCCUUUUUCUGCUCUCUCUACCUAUUUAUUUUUAGCAAAGAUUCAUAUUUUUUUAUCAAAUUAAUAAUGACCCAUUUUCGAAACCUUAGAAAAUCAGCUAUUCUCCAAUGGGUAUCUUCUUGUUUCUUUGAAAACCAACUCAACCCCCCAGUUUUUGUAAUGGGUUCGUUUCACUUAUCACAAAGGCAAAACCCUAGGUUUUAUAGGUCAAAAGGAUCAGCUGUAGCAGUGAAGCGUGAGGUUUUAGAGGUUCCCAAAAUCCCUCGGGCCACUUUGAAAGAGGCUCAAGCUGCUUUGUUGGAAUAUUUGCAUUGGACUAGGAGUAUUCCGUUUAUGGAUGCGGAGAACAUGAGCAAAAACUCACCUCAUUUUUUACGAAACCUUUUGGAAAAGGUUAACAUUGUUAAGGAUGUUAGAAGCUCUAUGGCGCGGUUUUUACGUUAUCAUCCCAUUAAUGAAUUCGAACCUUUCUUUGAGAGUUUGGGAUUGAAGCCUUGGGAGUAUACUCCUUUACUUCCUAGGAAUUUGAUGUUUUUGAGUGAUGAUUCUUUGUUUUUUGAGAAUUAUAGGGUCUUGUGUCAAUUCGGGAUUGAACGAAAUAAGAUUGGUCGGAUAUAUAAGAAAGCAAUUCAAGUGUUCCAACUUGAAUCUGGUGCUUUGCCAUUAAAGCUUCAAGCUUAUCAAGAACUGGGGCUUAGCCACUCUUUUAUGGUUAAGAUUAUUGUUUGUAGCCCUUGUGUUUUGAUUGGUGAUGUAGAUAUGAAAUUCAUUAAGGUAUUAGAGAUUUUGAGGAGUAUGGGAUUUGAUCAUGCUUGGAUUCAGGAGCAUUUGGCAGAUCAAGAUUCAUAUAAUUGGGGUUUGAUACUUCGUGUUCUGAACAUCUUUAGUGAGAUGUUCUGCAGCAAUGAGUUAGUUAGGUUAAUCAGCCAGCAUCCAGGGCUUUUGUUUGAGGGUUCUGGGUAUGCUACGUUUUCACUAAUCGGGUUCCUGUUGAAAUUUGGACAUCCAAUAGAUCAGAUAUCUUCUAUGUUCCUACAGUUUCCAAAAAUCCAAGUUCAGCAAUUCGUUUCAAAUCUUAUUAAAUGUUUUGUGUUCUUUCACGAGAUUGAGAUGGAGGUGGAUGAGAUUGCGAAACUUGUUUGUUCAUACACUGUAUUACUUGGUUCAUGCAGGUUGAAGAAAACAAAUAGUUUACUUAGUAACUUGAAUGUUGGAAAAAAGAGGCUUUGUAAAUUCAUCCAAGAGAAUCCCCAAGAAUUGAGUAAAUGGGUUAUUGGAUUAAGAAUUGUGCCAUUACCAGACUCAGGAGAGGAUAUAGAGUCAAAAAGGUUGAAGAUGAAGUUCCUUUUAGACUUGGGAUAUGGAGAAAACCCAAACAUGAUGAACAAAGCAUUCAAGGUGUUUCGAGGCAGAGGAGGGGAGCUCCAAGAGAGAUUUGAUUCGAUCGUGAAUGCUGGUUUGGAUAAGGCGGACGUGUCUGAAAUGGUCACCGUAUCCCCUCAAAUCCUAAAUCAAUCAAAAACUGUUAUCCAAUCUAAGAUUGAUAUUCUAGUAAACGAAUUGGGUUACCCCUUAUCGUCUUUAGUAUCAUUCCCCUCUUUUCUUUCCUAUACAACACAAAGGGUCAGGCUUAGAAUGGCAAUGUAUAAUUGGCUCAAAGAUCAUAAAAAAGCAGAGCCUGACUUGGCCUUGAGCACCAUUGUUGCAUGUUCAGACAAAAUAUUCCUGAAUCAAUAUGUGAAUCAUCAUCCUAGUGGCCCUCGAGUUUGGCAGGAUCUAAAAGCAGAGCUUAGCAUGGAUAAAUGAUACAUUAUUUACCUAUUUUAUUGCACCAUUAUGAGUUAUCUCUUGCAAUUUUCCACUGAUA